Molecule: messenger RNA, 2262 nt
Organism: Penicillium chermesinum
Lineage: Eukaryota; Fungi; Ascomycota; Eurotiomycetes; Eurotiales; Aspergillaceae
Exons: 6
Coding region: 1-2262 (753 amino acids)
Biological process (GO): DNA-templated transcription; regulation of DNA-templated transcription
Cellular component (GO): nucleus
Molecular function (GO): zinc ion binding; DNA binding; DNA-binding transcription factor activity, RNA polymerase II-specific
Source: RefSeq, a predicted model, not a curated record
AUGUCUCGUCCUCAGGUCAGCAUCGAUCGCCUCACCCCGCGCCGCGCCACCAUUGAGCCGCGUGAGGCGAUGAACUGCAAGUCUUGCCGCAAGAGAAAAAUCAAAUGCAAUCGAUUACGACCUAGCUGUGAGGCCUGCAAGGUCUUUCAAUGUGCCUGUGUCUAUGAUGCGGUCCCCAAGAAACGAGGCCCGAAGACAGACGUACUCGAGGCUUUGCUCAAAAGAGUCGAUGGUUUGGAAAAGAGGCUUCAGGAUGAGAACAAUCCGAUUUCGCCAGCCUCGCCCGCGGAUACCUCCGAUGAGCAGCUGCCUCCCCCGCCACUUGCUCGUCGCAAUACCGUAGAUGCAUCGUUCAAUGCCUCCUCUUUGAGGAUGCGGCCUCUGGAGGCAGACCAGCCUCUGUCCGCUGGGCCAUCCUUUGGGUUUCCAUCAACACCUAAGUCAUCGAUUCGCUUCGCCCAACCCUCGCAGGCCAGGCUCCUGUCGGAAACGCUUCUAAAUACGUUCUUUGCCCGCCUGCAUGGCAAACCUUUUUUUAUUCUAGAUGAGCCAAGUACACGACAAAGAUAUCGAUCAAAUGAGCUUCCCACUUUAUCUAUCAAUGGCUAUUGCAGCACUGGCGUUACGGCAGAGCAGUCGAUUCGGGCUGGAUUGGAUACAUCCUUACACGUCCGUCGCAUGGUUGACCUAGACAAUCCUACGAUCGAUGGCCUACAAACAUUACUCCUCCUUUCGCAAGCUUACUUUGCCUAUGGGCUUAGCAAGAAGGCUUAUAUGACAUUUUCCAAUUGUGUCGCUAUGGUUGUCGUUCUCGAUCUGUUCCGUGAAGCUCCCACUAAGGCUAAUCUGCCCCCUCCCGAGCGAGAAAUGCGACGGCGUCUCUUUUGGACAGUUUAUCUCAUGGAUCGCUACAUAAACUGUGGUUCGCGCCGUCCAUAUUUUGUUUCAGAUCAUUCAAUCCUUCUGCGGCUUCCUUCAGCUAGCCUCAACACAGAAGGAGACUUAUUCCGUGUCGGCCCAAAUAUCCACUACUCUACCAAUUCACGACACAAAUCGCCCAGUUCCGCAUCCCUGCUGGUCGAUAUUACUCGCAUUCUCGGGACGACUAACCGAUAUUUGGCCUCGGGGGGAGUCAAAGGCGAUUCGCAUUUCCCGUGGCAUGCGCUGUCAACUCUAUCUAAGAUUCGGCAAGAAUUGGACAUCUGGGCAGCCGGCACACAACAUGUCUUUGGGUCUAUUGAGGCCCUCUUUAGCCACUCAGAAAGUACGACCCUGCUCCUGAGCAAGCUGAUUUAUCACCUUGUUCACUGCCUCCUCUUUCGCCCGUUCCUGCCGAUCGACCUUGUCGAAUUGAGAGGAACAGGCCAGCAUCAAUCCUGGCAGAUUGAAGCUACGAAUCUUUGCUUUGCACACUCCAACGCUAUUGUUGAAUUAGUGGAGCUGGGUCGCAACUCCGCUUUGGUCGAAUGGCCGGGCUUUGUAGCUUACUGUAUUUGCACAGCAGGUACUGUGCACAUCCACGGUGUUCACUACCAAUGCCGCGAGGGAGAGGUCUUUUCCUCCAGUGCGGAGUUCUUGGCUCGGGAAAUGCAUCAGUUGGCAUGGCUACAGACUGCUUGGGCUGGUGUGCAGCACCAACUCGAACUUCUACAAACUAUAUACGCAUUUCAUACGGACUUGGUGCGCAAUCUUGCCAGCAGACCCAUGCGCUUUUCACCCGUAUUCCAUCUGGAGGACUUCUUCGAUAGAUAUCCCGGUCUGACGAUGGACGGAGCCCAUGUGCUGUUACUGGAUGUGGGUGACAACAUGCUUGCAGGGUCGGGCCUUGUCGACCAACCUGGUCAGUGCUAUCAAAAGCAAAUGCCACUGCCGUUUCAAAACCAGCCUCGGCAUGAUUCCGGGCCGCGAACACAGUCCCUUUCAUCAGCUGAAACCACGGAGGCUGGCCGCCAACAGUCUCAUCCACGGUCAUUGAGUCUUGAAACACACAAUGCGCCCCCUCAAUCGUCAAAAGUCCAACUACAUCAGUCGCCGAAUACGUCUCAACCAUCUCCAUCCUCCUUGUCUUUCGUCUUUGCAGCUCCUGGGUCAGCAGAACAGUCUACUGCAACUGACUCAGCUCAGAACACUCAUCUCCAUCCACCGCAUUCCUUCUCUCCGUCGGCAUUUGGUUUUUCCCCAUCGCCCUUUAUGGCGGAAAACUCCUUCAACAUAGCCCCCACGCCACCUUCAAACCCGCAAUACGCCAAUUUCCCCCUUUGA